Molecule: messenger RNA, 7328 nt
Organism: Pocillopora meandrina
Lineage: Eukaryota; Metazoa; Cnidaria; Anthozoa; Scleractinia; Pocilloporidae
Source: the annotation of a GenBank genome assembly
CGCAUGUGGCCUGAUCGGCUUUCUCUAAAAUGAUCAAUUGGAAAACUUGGAUGGUUUGGUGGUCUCUUUUAUUUAGUGUAACAACCGCUGAAUUUUUCACAUCUCUGAGUCGGAUAAAAGGCUUGGUUCGCUUGGAAAGCGCUCUGUCGAACUCUCUCGACAAUUAUUUGGAACAGAUGUCAGAACCCCCGGAGGUUCUCCGACAAUUCGCCGAUCGUGUCAGGAAAGAAAUGAAAAUCGCGGCAGGCGAUAUCGAAAAAUAUGCCUUCCACCCGAUCAAUUCAUUUCUGCUUGUGAGACGAUUUGUACGACAUUGGACGGAACUGGCGACCUUCCUCUCCGAAGGAUCACCGAACGGUAAGGAAACAGCAGCAGUAGGUUGUGAGAGGAUUAGCACUUCCCCCUAUUGUCACCCAACUUAUCCAGUGUGUUCAUUCUGACGUUUUAAGUAUAAAUACUGUCAAGAGAUGACAAAAUUCAAAAUCAAGAUCUGCAUGAGGGAAAUUCUAAUAUCCUAUUGUUUUUGUCCGGACCUUUAUCGGUUAAAAAGAUAUAAACAAGUCGAAAAAACCUGCAAAAUUAAAGACGAAAAAAAAAAAAAAAAAAAAAACGGUGCUGUAGUUUACCUCGACAGCUCCCUGAGCGUGUUCAAUAUAUUAUUUAUGCACUCAUAGAAAAAAUCCCUACCAUUUCCCCUGAGGCCGGCGAUUACAUGUUUUGUUAUACCUCCCAACUCCAAAGUGCAGAUCAUGCAAAUCAGUAUGCAAAUCAUAUACGAACCCUAGAACUGUUUAUUUUUUCGACACUGGCUGGCACACAAGUCUCCCCACGGUUUCAAGGCACGUAACCCAUGUCACGUGAUAUGUUCUCCUCCAAUUGGUGAACUUAUUUGAAUUUGGAGAUAUGGAAUUUGUUCGAAUUUAGUUUCUUAGUCAGUCAGUUUUGCUGACUAUGUCAUCGCCAGAUUUUCAUCUUAUAGCUAUGCAGAGAAAUGCUAUUCCAUGAAUGAAGCAUAUGACUCAACGUUUUCCUUUCUUUCUGACUAUUUUCAGAUCUCUAUUCCGAGCUCAUGAUCAACCGUCGAGCAUUUCCCACCUCGAAAGACUUCAUUGGAAGCCUCAACGCCAUUCUGCGCAUUCAAGAGGUUUACAAUCUCAGCGCACGCGCACUCGCUGAUGGAGAUCUGCAUCAAACAAUACCAAGCAGGGGUCUGGGCGCUGACGAGUGUUAUGAGUUAGGAAUUGGUAGCAAUGAUCAAGAAAAUUACGAGGGGGUAACAGGCUGGAUGAAAGAAGCUCUUAAACGCAUGAGCCCACCUUAUGAAUACAGCGGUGCACUCACAAAAAUUGACGUGUUGGAAUAUUUAGCCUGGGCCGAGUAUAAGGUGAGUUGAAUAAAAGUUGUACCAUAACUAUCUUAGUUCAAUGCGCUGGCCUCGUCAAGUGGAAUAUUUUUAGAGGUGUCACACUUCACCUUUUUUAUAUGUUUAAUACAACUGAAUAUACAAAUCAAAAUCCAGCGGACUACCCAUAAGUUAAUGGUAAAAAAAAAGUCUAGGAACAAGGACACGUAGAUUCAACUGUUAUAUUUGAGAGCAUAAAUCUUGGACAAAAGUUGAAACAUGUAUAAAUUAUGCCUCUUUAAGUAAUCUCGAGGAGCACCGGUUGCCCUCUUAACUUCCUCCCUUAGCCAUCUAAAAACUUUAUUGUAUUUAUUUGUUUAUUUAUUUAUUUACUUUUUUUUUGAAACCUUUGCUUUUAUUACAAAAUAUAAUUCUACAAAACAUUCCUUACAAUUCAAGACUCAUUACGCUACUCUAUUCACAGAACAAUACUUACGAUACUUACAAUGUAGGUUACUCAUGCUGGCAAUACUGUACCGAAUAUGGUUACUUACAAAAAUGUAAUUACUUGCAAUACGGGCUACUUACACUAUUAAUAAAAAAAAUACUGAUUAUACAGUUACUUACAAUACAUUAUACGGUAUAUUGACUUUAAAGAGGCAGGAGUACUUCUCAAUAAAACAUAUAAUUAAGGCAAAUUUUCAAGUUUGUAUUUAAUGAGUAGCUUACCGAUAAAAUCCUGAAAGGAGAUGGCCAGGCUAUUUAACUUGACUGAAUAAAUAUAAUAGCGCAUAAAUAAGGCGGUGUAGUUGAAUUUCCGUAUUAUUGUUGUGUCGUGGGAGCUUGUGGUAAUACCGAACAAGGUCUCAUCUGUGGUAGGAGAGAUUUGGCACGCAUUCACUUGGUUGAACCAGUUCAAGACCUUUUGGGUAAACAAUCUGGUGAACAUACAUUCGAUUAAAGAGUGCUCAAUUGAAUCUCUAUCUCCGUAGUAUACACAUUCUGUGAAUGUGUAUACAUUGAUUGUGCAGCGGAAGGUGAAUCGCUUGUUUGAAAAUGGAAGAAUUCAUAUGAACCGGAUCGAUGUCAAUAUCCGGCCAACUGAGCACCGACCCCUCUCCUAACUUAGAACCUGUGUCAUUUUCUAAGCAAAAUUGUCCACAUUUUGUGAAAGAGAGGUACACGAGACAUUCAAUGUACGCCAGAAGUUAAAAGACUUUUGAUCAUCCCAGAUUUCUCCUUUGUUAAAUGUUGACAGGAGUCUUCUAUUUUUGCAGGUGGGACUUCUUGAAGAUGCAAUCCUACACACAAAAGAUAUUCUUGAAGAAGGUAACUUUAAUCUGGUGCCUUUCAACAUUAUAGAGCAAAGUCAGUAUCAGAGAAGUUUCGCACUUACCCCUCCCCUAACCCGACAUUAACCUUGGCUUGUUAUCAGUUGACUGCUGCUGGGUUAAGGGAGGGGUAGGUGCACAGCUGCUCAGAUACCGACAUUGAUCUAUAUUUGAUCACCAAGGGCCACAGAGUGAAACUCAUGUUAAGAAUUUCUUCAUCCCCAGAUCCCACAAGUAAACAAGCUCAUAUCAAUCUUGAACACUUCCAGGCCGAGGUGAUGCAACGCAAUACGAACGCAAGUCAUUCGACAAGAAACAAGCUAGACAACAAGAAAAAGAAAAAAGAUUUCGAGUUAAAAUAUGAACGCUUGUGCCGCGGAGAAACGCGAAAGGUUGGUAUCAAUUUUUUCUUUUACACAAUGUUCGAUUAAAUCAAACAAAAUAAUCCUAUGUGACGUUGAAUUACCAAAGAGGCCUGGUGCACCGCUUUUGCUUUACUACGCUUUGUGAUUGGUUACGAAGAUUAGUGCCACCUUCCCAACCAAUCAGAUGCAAACAAAAACCAAUCACAAAUCGCGAUAUGGUCACUCACGUUUUCCCGCGCUUAAGUUGGUCGACUACUUUCACUUUGAAUUCUCGUUGGUUCCUUGUGAUGUUUUCUUUGUUCUGAUUGGCAAUUGUAGAAAAAUUGAAUUUGGAUUUACGACAUUCACUCGAAACGCAUUUCUUUUAAUCGAUUAGUGGUGGUCGCAGCUCUCUUCUUUUCGAGACAUCGGAGCAUGGCCUCAGCUGAAUUCCAUAGUACACGUGGGCUGACUAUGUCCUAAUUUCUAAUUUGUGUGAUAAAUGUUUUAUUUGCAAUUUGCAGUCUCAGAGACAAAGAGACAAACUGAGUUGUUACUACAAUAGAAAUCGUCCAACACAAGUGCUGAGACCAGUUAAAGUAGAAACUUUAAGUUCGGAUCCACACCUCUAUCUGUUUCAUGACGUCAUCUCAGAGAGCGAAAUCGAGCAUAUAAAGAAGCUAGCCAAGCCUCAGGUAAUAAAAUGCUUUUUUUUCCCUUUUAACCAUUUUCUUUAAACAGAAAUUCAUCUCCAAACCUGAUUCCGGAAUAUUUGAGCCAACCAUUUUAACCUAAGAAAAAAAAGUUAUCGAACAAUUUUUCUUAAACUUUCCUUAAAUGUUACUUACCAAAGUUUGCUUCGAAAAAUACAAUUUAAAAGCUAGGUCACCGUGCUUGUUUAAGAAAUAUGAUGAGACAAAAUUACCCCACUUACGUCUGCUCUGGCACUAAUCACGCGCGUCAUCAGUUCACAGUACAUUUUGAGGUAGUUGGAAGCAAGGAUGUUUAAAGAAACAUUUUUAAAAACUUGAUAGGUAGAAAGUCUUAAGUAAAUGGAACAAUUUGAUAUAUAAUUUGUGAAAAAAUUACGCAGUUUUAAACGACAUCGACUCAAAACGUUCCUUGAGUCGUUGCUAUCAAAGUCAUAGUUUGCAUCAUUGUGUAACGGGCUUUGUGGUCGCUUUUCUUUGAUUGGAUCCUAGAACUCGGAACUUCACCCGGGAGCCUCCCUACUGUUAGAUGUACUCGGGAAAGGACUGACUUAGGGGCGUAGUUUGGGAGAUAGAGGCUGCUAUUGAUGAGUUAACGUUAACAUUUGAUAAGAAAGAUUCAUCUUUUUUAAUAAGUGCUUGUCUUUUUAGUAAGAGGAAAUUAUCAGUAAUAUAUACCGUAAGACAAUGACCGCCUAUAACAACCUUUCUCUCCUGAUCAAGCUCAAGAGAGCUUUUGUCACAAACACAGAUACUGGAAAAGAGUUUAAAGCAGACUAUAGGAUAAGUCAAAGGUAAGAAAUGGCUUAAAAAAAUUUGGAAGAGUUCAAAGAAUUAAAUUCUUGAACCAUAUCACUCCAUAUGCGCUCAAAUGAGUUACUUUCUCCCCAGUAAGCACCCCUGCCCUAUAACUCUGUGAUUAGCCCCCUUCCCUCUCUGAUAAGCACUCCUCCUGACUCUUCGUACCAAAUAUAUUUGGGCUGAACAGCGUUUCAGCAUGCAGUACAACUCGUAUGCCUUUAUUAGUUUCUGUUCUGGGUUCGCCAACCGAAAAAAUGCAUGUCGUUCUCGAUAUUCAUAAAACUAAGUGACGCUCUAGUACUGAUUUUGUCAAGAAUGAUACGAGCCUAUAUUUCAUUAUAACUCGCACAUUGGGAUAUUGGGUUGCGGGUAGAUCAGUGAUAAGCCUCCCCUCCUCCCCUCCAUUAAUAAAUCCCCCCCCCCACCAUCCAGUAGUAAUUAUAGAAGUUAGAGUAAUCUUUCUUUCUUUCCAACUGUUUGUCUAUCAGCGCCUGGCUGGACGACAAUGAUUCUCUUGUAGUAAGGAAAAUUAGCCAAAGAAUUCAAACUACCACGGGUCUUUCUCUAGAUUCUGAACACUCAGAAGCAUUACAGGUAAGAUUUUGCAUUACUGCUGAGAUGAAAACUCUCUGUGACUUCAUUUCCACGGUCCUCUGAAGGAAAGAGAGGACUCAGGCUGAUCUUCUUAGUGUUACAGUCCCAGAAAUCCAUGCGCACUACGCAACAAAGCGUCAAGGAGAGGGACCUGGGACGAAGCAGUUAAAAAGCCGCGGAGGAGUGUGUGUUUUAACUUUUCAAAUUAGGGCAGCCAAAAAAAAAAAAGAGGCCGGAGCACUCAGGAAAUGGGGAUCAGAAACGCUCAGAAAUGCUGACUUUACCUACAGAAUGAUUUGCCUUACUUCGCUUUGUGAUUGGUCUAGAAAACUCGCGCCACACUCUCAACCAAUCAGAUACAAAACUAAAACUAAUCACCACUUUGAUUUGGAAAACUGAAAAAUAGCGUUAACUCUCAAAUGAAGGCAAACGAUUCUAAUGACUUUAUCGAUGUUAUUGCUUACAAGGUGGCGAACUACGGUAUGGGAGGACAUUAUGAACCACAUCACGAUUUCCUGCAGGUUAGUUGUAAAAGUAGCUUGAUUGAUUAAUAAAUUUAUGUGUUUACCGAGAGAACUGGUUCGAGUGUACCAAUUCAAGCUUUUAUAAGAAAAGUCAGUUUUCGGACGUGCAAUGUAGCAGUCCGAAUUGUUAAAAGAAUUGCCCGCAAACCCGCAAAGAUCAACAGGAAAUAACAACAAUAAUAAAAUAAAACUAAACAGCGAAAAAGUCAGCCAACUAUGGAAAUUUUUCUUUUAUGCUCUGCCCCACCCCUACCCCCAAGAGUUUCUACUAAGUUAAUAAAAUAUUAUUUUUUUUUGUCAUCAGAAUCCAGACGGAAGCCUUCCUGUUGACGAUAUUGACGGUGACAGGAUAGCUACAAUACUGUUUUAUGUACGUUAGUUAUGCCGACCUUUGAGGGCUUAUUGAAACUUGGUUAGGAAUGUCACCCCCCUCUCUAUUUCGUCUUAAACUUGCUUAAGAUUAAAGGAAUAAGCGACCAGCAGUUCUCCAUUGGCAGUCUGGCAGGCAGAAACAUGUUCAAAUGUCUAAAUCUUCCAUCUCCCUAAGAUAUGAUCUGUAAGUAUUCUGUUAACAACCCUUCGAGGGGGAAUUCCCGUUGUCAUAGACUUUGCGGGGAUAUUGACAAAAAAAAGGUAUCUGUCAUGAGAUGUAUGUUAAGAGGGAGUACCCCUUCCCCCUGGGUAAGACCAGGCGAUCAACUAAUCAGUGAACUGAUAUCUUUCGCAUCUUUAGAUGAGUGACGUGGAGGCAGGCGGUGCGACGGUCUUCUUAGAUGCUGAAGUAAUUGUAUAUCCUCGAAAGGUUUGUAGUUGCCAAGGCCCUGUCUAUUCAAAGGAUGAAAAAGUUACGUUCUGACAGACAGCUCUUUCUAAAGAAACUGCCUUCUAUUCUGCUUCGUUCAGUCGUAUUUGUUUAACUAGUUCAAUCAAUCAUUGACCAGGAUUAAAGAAGUAUCUUUUUUUACGGAUUUAUGCCUUUUUAGGGUGACGCAGUAUUUUGGUUUAAUCUUAAAAAAGAUGGUACCCCUGACGUCAAAACGUUGCACGCUGCCUGCCCUGUGGUCAUUGGCUCAAAAUGGGGUAAAUGUGCCGUCCACACCUCAUUCGGUAGUUUAACAUAAAAUACGAGCGGAUAGUUUGCAGGUUGAGUCGGUUGUAAUUUUAGCAACGAUCAAAAUGUCUUUGCGUAUUAAAUGUUAAAUCAUCAAAAGAGGAAGUUAUUGUUCAACAACAGUUUAAUUUUCUAACAUUUUGACUGCAAGUUUGCGAAAUAGGCCAAAAGCCUUAUACGAUCACAUUUAUGGGAAAAGUCUGAUCUCCGGUUUAAAAUGAAAAUUCCCACCCUCUCCCCCUCCCCUCCCUUCAUAACUUGUAUCAAUGGUGGUCGUCGUUUUCAAUCAAAAUGUUAGUCACUUGCGGCCCGUGAACGCAGACAGAUUUCCGGAAGCGACAACUAGAAAUGCCGGUACGUCUACACGCGCAAGCUCAUUUCUGGAAGCAUUGUGGGUGAUUUGAAUGGAAUCUUGUGGAUUUUACUGUUGAAGCCUUCUUCAGAAAAAGACGCCUUUGGCAACUGUUUUUAAUUGCUCCUAAAAUCCCUUUUUUGUUUUGUGUAUGUAGUUGCUAACAAAUGGAUCAAUGAAAGAGGCCAGGAGUUUCGCCGACCAUGCACACGAACCUGA